UUGAGCCAAGCCAGACCUCCAGGAUUAGAGGAAGGAAGCAGAGGCUCUUUGGUGAAGAGGCACUGGGAGGGGUCUUGGCGGCAGCAGCAGCCAGGCAUGGGCUUGGACACCCGCUCCCAGAGGGCCAUGUCAGGGUCCCUGGAACAGGAAAGUGCCCCCGUGGCCUCCUCGCUGCCACCCCCGCCCUACGCUGGGGAGGGGGCUUUGGAGCUGCGGGGGUCUCUGGACUGCUGGGCGUGUGCCGUCCUGGUCACAGUCCAGAACUUGCUGGUGGGGGUCCUCAACCUGCUCUUGGUGGCCCUGGUCUUUGGGUUCUUCCUGCUCCCCGCCGGGGUCCUGUUGGGGUUUGGAUUCCUCUGCCACUCCAAGUUCUGGCACAAGCAGGAGCACUACUGCACAGCCCACCUGCACGACACGGCCUCGGUGGCGCUUCUGGUGCUGGGCUUCACCCUGCUGGUGCCUUUGCUGGUCCUGGCACUGGCGGCCUACUACCGCCUGGCGCGACGCCUGCAGCUGACCUACUGCCUCGUCCCCUACAGCAAAGCCGUCUACAAGAACCUGCCGGCGACCCACUACCACAACGCCAGUGGCUGCUGCUGCUGCUCGCAAGAUCUGGACACGGUGGGGAAAGUCUGGGUUUGAGAGCUGGGCGGGGCGGCGCUGGGGUGGGGGCAGAGAAAUAACUGGGGAAGGAACUGGACUGAGGAACUUCCAAAUGAGCACGCUUGAAAGAACUUGCUCCCCCCACAACGCCCAGCAAAGGGUGGACACUUCACCACAGUGAGAUGUGCAAUAGCGCAUCCGACUCGCUCGCAUCCCAACACGGACUCACGGGUGCAAAUGGAGAGGUGCUAGAUCCCAUCAGAAACAGGUGCAGUGGAGAAUCUGGCACAAGGGGAAUGCAAACUGGACGGCCAGCCCGGCCUCUUUCCCUGACAGCACAAGCACCAAGGAUCCCCUUCAAGGAGCAUGCGCAAGGGAAAACGCCACUACUCUCUGGCUUUGGGGGAGAGAACAGCCACAGUGCUCUGUGUAGGUUUGCCAGCCCUCCAGGAAUUGGCAUUUCUCUCUGGGUGACUCUUGAAAGAUGUUAAGGGGCUCUUGUGAAAAACAUUUGUGGGGGCCAGGCAUCACUUCAGUCAGAAGUCAGACUUGGCAACAUAACUUCUUGGUGUGGAGGCAGUGAUGUGUGUCAUGGUGCCUUUCAGUUAUCAGAACGGGCAGACACUGUUCCCUAAAACAGGUUUUGCUAUACAGUGAUCUCUUUGCUUGCUGAAUGUGGAUAGAUAGAACGAACCCUGGAUCUAUAGUGGAGGCUGAGGAGACAGAGCUGCUGGUGUGUUCAAAAAUCCCUAUUCAAGGGAUUUUUUUAAAAAAGUUGAGAAAUGAAUCCCUGUCUUUGUGUGAAAAGGAUACCUCAGCUUACAGUUAUCCUUGGUUACCCCACAAGUGGUCAUAUAGGCAGCUAGAGGUAGUUUUCUGCCCUAGCAUCUAGUUUACCUGUGGAACUCAAUGCCACAUGAUUUCUUAGCCAAAUGGGUGGGGAAACAGAGACCUGUUUAAUGACCCUGUGGAACACGUUGUGAUGGUCAUGGACUGUCAUCUCCAGAAGCUUAACAGGCCCAAAGAUGGGUCAAAGUUUAGAAGCAGUCGUCUACUACUCAUAGGGUUUGGGGAUUUCUGUCUGUCACGCACUCACACACUUUUUACUUUCUUUAUGCUUCACCUUGAGUUCUUUCAGAGUUUAUGUUUAAUAUCUAAUAUACCCGUUAGCUGAACAUGUUUAUUGCCAAUGGAACUCAUGCUUAUAGCUCCCUAGCGCCAUCAAUAUGCAGACUUUAAUUGUGUCCAGGGUUUUGAGUAGCUCUGUUCCUUCGGGUUUGGGUGAGUGUGUGGAGACCUUCCUUGACUUCUUUUGUUGCGGCAUCUGUUUUUAAAGGGAUGGCGGACAAAUUCAGACCCACAGGUGGGGGAUGAGCUGGCUUGGCAUGGCCCCUUCUGAAGAAGCAGGGCCCCACUGAGGCAGGGGCCCCACUGAAGCCAGCCCAGCUCCUUCCAAUUGCUGGCACAGAACUCCCAGAUCCAGGGAUGGCAAAGGAGAAAGGACGGAGCACUUCGGUGCCCAUAACACACACCUUUUAGAUGCCUGCAGUUGUCUUUUCAAGGCACAAAGCAGGGGGAGUGGUGGGUGGAGUUGCAUGCUAAACAAGAUGAGCAAUUUGUCAGCCACUGGAAGCAAAUCCAUACAUUAAGAGCUGGAGAUUGAUUGUUGGGUGUGAUAAACCAGAAUGUUAGCAGCUUAAAGCUAGCUUUACACAGCGGUGUUUGCACCCGUUAUGCAGCGCGAGGCGGCCAUUUUUCCUACCCCAGGGCCUGGCGGAGGGGCCACAGCUGCUGGAAUGGGUUUGCCUGCCCUCCGAUGAUUGUGGGGAAGCUCUGCCCUCCGGCAAGGUGGGCAGUUAGGGGCCUGGAAUGCAACUCUCCCUUCACAGGCGGUGGUGGGUGUUUCUUCUUGGGUGUUAAUUGUCCGGAAAUGGCCUCUGGGCGCACUGAUCUCUCUGGAAUGCCUGGAAUGGGGAAGGGGCACAUUCCACCAGCCCCCUCCGGCCAAGCGGGGAAGGGGGCUCAUGGGUGGGGGGCAUGAUGAUGAACAAAAGAAGCCCUUUAGAACAGGUUGCUUGACAACAGGGAGAGCUAAAGGCCCCUUGUGGGGCACAGGCUGCUUCUCUCUGCAGAUGCUGCUGGAGUGACUACAACUCUCAUCAUCCCCAGCCAUUGUGGCUGUGGGUGAUGGGAGUUGUGGCCCAGCAGCAUCCCGACUCAAGGUUAGGAAACCCUGGUCUAGGGCGGGGGCAUGUGAACUUCUGCAAGGCCGCAGGUGAUGGCACCUCCCAUCAGAUACACCAAUAUACAUGGUAAACAAAUGGUGAUAUACAAAUAUGCAUUUGUAAAUAAAGCAGACCUUACAGAAAUA
Molecule: messenger RNA, 2974 nt
Organism: Hemicordylus capensis (graceful crag lizard)
Lineage: Eukaryota; Metazoa; Chordata; Lepidosauria; Squamata; Cordylidae
Gene: TMEM88
Product: transmembrane protein 88
Exons: 2
Coding region: 97-642 (181 amino acids)
Biological process (GO): negative regulation of canonical Wnt signaling pathway
Cellular component (GO): plasma membrane
Molecular function (GO): PDZ domain binding
Source: RefSeq, a predicted model, not a curated record